AUGGUCCGCCUGGGCAGGCUCCUGCGGCUCCUGACUCUGAUGAAGUUGCCCUGCUGCCUGCUGGAGUUCCUGCUCUCGGAGGCGGCCCAGGGGCAGGAGAUGUACGCGCCCCACUCCAUCCGUCUGGAGGGGGACAUCACCCUGGGCGGCCUCUUCCCCGUCCACGCCAAGGGGCCCCCGGGCGUGCCCUGCGGGGACAUCAAGAAGGAGAACGGCAUCCACAGGCUGGAGGCGAUGCUUUACGCCCUGGACCAGAUCAACAGCGACCCGGACCUGCUGCCCAAUGUCACGCUGGGCGCACGCAUCCUGGACACCUGCUCCCGAGACACCUACGCGCUGGAGCAGUCCCUCACCUUCGUCCAGGCUCUCAUCCAGAAGGACACCUCCGACGUGAGGUGCACCAACGGGGAGCCGCCCGUGUUCGUCAAGCCGGAAAAAGUAGUUGGAGUGAUCGGGGCGUCGGGAAGUUCGGUGUCCAUUAUGGUGGCGAACGUGUUGACAGUAAGCCAGAUCCCACAAAUCAGUUAUGCCUCAACUGCACCAGAGUUGAGUGAUGACAGGCGCUAUGAUUUCUUCUCACGUGUGGUUCCACCAGAUUCCUUCCAAGCACAAGCAAUGGUGGACAUUGUGAAAGCUUUGGGAUGGAAUUAUGUGUCCACUUUGGCAUCUGAAGGGAAUUAUGGAGAAAAAGGAGUCGAGUCCUUCAUGCAAAUUUCCAGAGAGGCAGGUGGGCUCUGCAUUGCUCAGUCCCUGAAAAUCCCCCAGGAUCGCAAGGACAAGACCAUCGACUUUGAUAAAAUUAUCAAGCAGCUCCUAGAAACUCCCAAUGCCAGGGCCAUCGUUAUUUUUGCCAGUGAUGAGGACAUAAAGCAAAUCCUUGCGGCCGCUAAGAGGGCAGAUCAAGUCGGUCAUUUCCUAUGGGUGGGCUCGGACACGUGGGGCUCCAAGGUGAGCCCGUUACUUCAGCACAUCCUGCCCAAGCGAGCGACCAUAGAGGGGUUCGAUGCCUACUUUACCUCCCGCACCCUGGAGAACAACAGAAGGAACGUGUGGUUUGCAGAGUACUGGGAAGAGAACUUCAACUGCAAGUUAACCAUCAGUGGGUCAAAGAAGGAGGACACAGACCGUAAAUGCACAGGACAGGAGAGAAUUGGCAAAGACUCCCACUAUGAGCAGGAGGGGAAGGUCCAGUUUGUGAUCGAUGCUGUGUACGCCAUGGCACACGCGCUCCACCACAUGAACAAGGACCUCUGUGCCGACUACCCGGGGGUCUGCCCCGAGAUGGAGCACGCGGGAGGCAAAAAGCUGCUCAAGUACAUACGCAGCGUUAACUUCAACGGCAGUGCUGGCACUCCAGUGAUGUUCAACAAAAAUGGCGAUGCACCGGGGCGCUACGACAUCUUCCAGUACCACACCACCAACACCAGCACCCCAGGCUACCGCCUCAUCGGCCAGUGGACAGAUGACCUCCAGCUUAACAUUGAUGAAAUGCAGUGGGGCAAAGGAGUGCGUGAAGUCCCGUCCUCGGUCUGCAGCCUGCCUUGCAAGCCAGGAGAGAGGAAGAAGAUGGUGAAGGGGAUGCCGUGCUGCUGGCACUGUGAGCUCUGCGAUGGCUAUCAGUACCAGGCUGACGAGGUGACUUGUCUGCUCUGCUCAUACAACGAGCGGCCCAACGAGAACCGAACGGGAUGCCGCUCGAUACCCAUCGUCAAGCUGGAGUGGCACUCACCCUGGGCUGUGAUACCUGUCUUCUUGGCUAUGCUGGGAAUUAUUGCCACCAUUUUUGUCAUGGCAACGUUCAUCAGAUAUAACGACACUCCCAUUGUCCGGGCUUCUGGGAGGGAACUCAGCUACGUCCUGUUAACAGGGAUAUUUCUGUGCUACAUAAUCACGUUUCUGAUGAUCGCCAAACCAAACGUUGCCGUGUGCUCCUUCCGGCGUAUCUUCUUGGGCUUGGGGAUGUGCAUCAGCUAUGCAGCCCUUUUAACUAAAACAAACCGCAUCUACCGCAUAUUUGAACAGGGCAAAAAGUCAGUGACAGCACCUAGGCUUAUAAGCCCCACAUCACAGCUGGCGAUCACGUCGAGUUUGAUAUCUGUUCAGCUUCUAGGUGUCUUUAUUUGGUUUGCAGUUGACCCACCCAACAUCAUCAUAGAUUAUGAUGAACAGAAAACUAUGAACCCUGAUCAAGCCAGAGGAGUUCUCAAAUGUGACAUUACGGAUCUACAAAUCAUUUGCUCCUUGGGUUAUAGCAUUCUUCUAAUGGUUACGUGUACUGUGUAUGCCAUCAAGACUCGGGGUGUCCCAGAGAAUUUUAAUGAAGCUAAACCCAUUGGAUUCACUAUGUACACUACCUGUAUAGUAUGGCUUGCCUUCAUUCCAAUAUUUUUUGGCACUGCCCAGUCAGCCGAAAAGCUCUACAUACAAACUACCACACUUACAAUAUCCAUGAACUUAAGUGCUUCAGUGGCCCUGGGGAUGCUUUACAUGCCGAAGGUGUACAUCAUCAUCUUCCACCCUGAGCUAAACGUCCAGAAGCGGAAACGCAGCUUCAAGGCUGUGGUCACAGCAGCAACCAUGUCGUCACGGCUCUCGCACAAACCCAGCGACAGGCCCAACGGCGAAGCCAAAACGGAGCUGUGUGAGAACGUAGACCCAAACAACUGCAUACCACCAGUAAGAAAGAGGGUUCAAAAAUCUGUUACUUGGUACACUCUUCCACCUACUGUAUAG
This is a messenger RNA of Pygoscelis adeliae (Adelie penguin), 2733 nucleotides long. It is a transcript of the gene GRM7, whose product is annotated as glutamate receptor, metabotropic 7. Gene Ontology annotation, molecular function: group III metabotropic glutamate receptor activity. The record is from RefSeq and is a predicted model, not a curated record. Gene Ontology annotation, biological process: G protein-coupled glutamate receptor signaling pathway; regulation of synaptic transmission, glutamatergic. Gene Ontology annotation, cellular component: membrane. NCBI's taxonomy places the organism in Eukaryota, Metazoa, Chordata, Aves, Sphenisciformes, Spheniscidae.